Molecule: messenger RNA, 1913 nt
Organism: Acanthopagrus latus (yellowfin seabream)
Lineage: Eukaryota; Metazoa; Chordata; Actinopteri; Spariformes; Sparidae
Product: opsin-5-like
Exons: 6
Coding region: 491-1735 (414 amino acids)
Biological process (GO): G protein-coupled receptor signaling pathway
Cellular component (GO): membrane
Molecular function (GO): G protein-coupled receptor activity
Source: RefSeq, a predicted model, not a curated record
UGCAUUCACAUUAAAUAUUCUUGGAAAACCACAGGUGGGGAAAGAAAAUGACAGACAAAUAACAGCGAUAGCCGAGGAGGCAGGUUGUUUUUUGAUAUAUAGCUCACUGUUGGUGUAGGUCUGACUCUGCUGAGGCGCCCGUGUGAGAUACGCUUAAGGACUAUCAGGCUAAUUAGUUGAAGCUAAAUGAAACCCCUCCGACAUGAUUUCCAUUAGUGCACCACAGCUGACUGGACAUUUCCCUGUUGGCUAGGAUUUUAACCCAAAAUCUCCAUCUGCUUAGUUGUUAAGAAAUAAAUAGGAUUACAGGUGAAAUCAUUUGGACAGUGAGUGGUGAGGUAUUAGUGACUGCAUCUAAGCUGGAUUUAACAUCAACUCAUCCCAGUCAUCCCCACUGGUGCAUCACAGUAGUGUCUACUGAACGCAGAAGGGAGCAGAGCUACUGUAGAGGACAGCCAGGAUUCAAUGCCGUGGAUUAGAAACUCAGGCCAUGGAAAUAACACUAAAGGCCUUUCCUAUGAAGGUAGUGAAUAUACCAUGGAGGAACAAUAACCUCAGCACCCUGCAUACAGACCCACCUCUGUCUGAACAAGGAGAGACCAUUAUUGGAGUCUACCUGUUAGUGCUGGGAUGGCUGUCCUGGUUUGGAAACAGUUUAGUGAUGUUUGUCCUGUACAGACAGCGGGCCUCGCUUCAGGCAACAGAUAUCCUCACUUUAAAUCUAGCCAUCUCGGAUGCCAGCAUCUCCGUAUUCGGCUACUCCAGAGGGAUCCUAGAAAUAUUUAAUAUCUUCAAAGAUGAUGGGUAUUUGAUCACAUGGAUCUGGACAUGCCAGGUAGACGGUUUCUUCACCUUACUCUUUGGCCUUGCAAGCAUCAACACCUUGACUGUGAUCAGUGUCACCAGAUACAUCAAGGGAUGCCACCCAAACAAAGCCUACUGUAUCAGCAUGAACACCAUCGCCAUAGCACUCAUCUGCAUUUGGACUGGGGCGAUGUUUUGGUCCGGCGCUCCGCUGCUGGGCUGGGGCAGCUACACAGAUCGAGGUUAUGGCACCUGUGAGGUGGACUGGUCCAAAGCCAAUUACUCCACCAUCCACAAGUCCUACAUCAUCUCUAUCCUCAUCUUCUGCUUUUUCAUCCCUGUGAUGAUCAUGCUCUCUGCCUACGUCUCCAUCAUCAACACAGUGAAAAACACCAACGCCAUGUCAGCUGAUGGCUUCCUCACCAUCCGUCAGAGGAAGGUGGAGAGAGAUGUCACGAGGAUUUCCAUUGUGAUCUGCACGGCUUUCAUCUUGGCCUGGUCGCCAUAUGCAGUGGUAUCUAUGUGGUCAGCCUGGGGCUUUCACGUGCCAAGCACAACCAGCAUCAUCACCCGCCUCUUUGCCAAGUCUGCCAGCUUCUACAACCCGCUCAUCUACUUCGGCAUGAGCUCCAAGUUUCGCAAGGACGUGUCUGUGCUGCUGCCGUGCGCCCGGGAGCGCAAGGAAGUGGUGCGUCUGCAGCAUUUUAAAAACAUCAAACCCAAGGCGGAGGCCACACCCCCACCUGCAUCACUUCCUGAGCAGGAGCUGGUGGCAAAAUACGCCGCAGGAGAGCUGAACCAAGCCCAUCCUGACAGUGACUCAGGGGUCAACAGCCCUCCUCAGACUCCUCCACUCGACACGCAGGAGGUGUUCCACAUUAACCUGCCCUCCCACAUUGAAACAUCAGAGUACUGGUGUGACAGGCUCUGACGAACUGCUGUCGAAAAUGUGAAUAAAUUAUUUUCUGAAUCUUAGGUGGGAUUUGAAGCCUGUUCAUUUCCAGUCUCUAUUUUUUUUAAACAAAUAUGCUCUAUGAUAUGUGAAUGUUGUUGUAAGGCAUUGUGGAUAUUUAUGAUAUGUUUAAAGGUGCUAUAUUUAGUUUUGGGGA